Molecule: messenger RNA, 397 nt
Organism: Dentiscutata heterogama
Lineage: Eukaryota; Fungi; Glomeromycota; Glomeromycetes; Diversisporales; Gigasporaceae
Source: the annotation of a GenBank genome assembly
AUGGAUAAUAACUUAAAAGACCAAGCCGAUAACAACAAUCAGACAGUAGUUUCAACAAGUGGCUUAGAUCGAAAGACUGAUGACAAGGGUACAAAGCCAAUUCUCAAUCACACGCAACAAAAAGAAUCUAAACCAAAUUCUCAGUCUGGAAACCUUUUACAAACGACUCUUCAAAAAAUGUUUCAUAUAGAACCGGCGGCAGAUAAACCAAAAAUUCCCAAAAGUUCGAAACAUUCAUCUACUACCGGUUCUGAGUCUGAAGAUGAAAGAACUGACAAAAAUCAUAAUGCUCCACCCACUUCAAAACUACGUUUUCAGAAACUCAAUACGGGAUCGCAUGUUCACAAUUUACAACCAAAAAAAGUUUAUCGUAUUAAUAAUUUCUUGAAAGAACUCG